This is a messenger RNA of Didymodactylos carnosus, 1323 nucleotides long. The record is from the annotation of a GenBank genome assembly. NCBI's taxonomy places the organism in Eukaryota, Metazoa, Rotifera, Eurotatoria, Philodinida, Philodinidae.
CCGAUCAAAUCGCUUAGACACGCGUUGGAAAGCUGAGCUCAAGCUGACCAAUUUACAUAAUAAAAUCAUCAAAAUUGAUGGAGCGGUCCAAAAGUUAUAGGCAUUUUUAUGAAAAAAAGUGCGAAUUCACUUUUUUUCUAUAUAUGUAUAUAUUAUAUACAUAUAUAUAUGAGAAGCGAGAAAACAACGGAAAAUAAAAUGCUGCACGUGCCCGAUUGCCUAUCGUACCCGCGAACGACUCGUUUAUUUUAGAAAGAACGCGAAAAAAGUUUUUAAUAUUUACAUUGAAUCAUGAUCUAUUUCGUAAAACACAAAUAAAUAGUUCUACCUUUUUUAGUUUUAAAAUGUCUGCAUAUAAUAAAUAGCUUUCCAUUUCUCAUAAAAGACAACAGCGUUUUAUUUAUACGAGUUUUAUAUUACCAUUGAAAUAACAUCAUCACUAGACGAUACGAAAUACGUGUAAUUUUACAAUUAAAGCAAGUUAUGUUAUCUUAUAUUUUAUUUGACUAUCGAUUGAACAAACAGUAAUGGUGGUCAAAAGCUGCAAACUUUGAGGACUCAUGAUUCUCACCUGAGAUUAUACGGAACUCCAGAUAUAUUUUAACUUUUUCCAAAGUCGGCAACCUUAUCGUCAACCACUUUCUGUCCAGCCUAAUGUUCCAUCAAUCUGGCAUUGCUCUGUUAGCCUUUAUAAAUUGUAUGACCUAUCGAGAAAUUGUCAGAAUCUCUCUCAGUCUAGAAUAAUAUAAAAGCUGUGCUAUAAACAAUAAUUAUUAUUUUUCUAUCUUGUAGACGAUGUUGGUCGUGUUGGUCGUGCUAGUAGACAGGACAGGUGACGGCAAACAACUUUGUACUAGAACGGAACAUUUCGUAGAUAAAUUGUCGACUAUUGAGUAGUGACUUGCACGGGUAAGGAAACAUAACCCGAAGCCGAUCCAACUGUCAAACUGUUGUCGAUCUACCCGACAACAACUUCAUCCGAUCCGGCCCAAUACAAACAAUCCGAGCAUACAGACUUACCUUGUUAGACAAAACUUUUCCAGUGUAUAUUGCAGCAUCUCCUAAUUCAAACACUUUUUAUUUAUUAUACAAAACUACAGAUUCUGUUUCCUACCAGUACAAACUACUCAAAGAGAUCACUUUUCUAUCAGCUAAAAUUUCUUUAAAAUAAUACACCAUCCACUGAAGCAGGAUUUAACCCUUUGGCUCCCGGUGACGUAUAAAUACGUCUAGUUGCAAUUAUUGCAUGAUCAUAAUAGCUAGAAUAAAUUUGAAAAAAGAUUUGAAUAGCUGGAAGAAUUUCCGAUCUCAGGUGGUGUAUAC